UUUUUUUUUUCGCUGUGAUUCCAUUGCCAAUCUCCCUUCAUUGUGAUUGAACCAAUCUGCGGCCCCCUCUCCCGUGAUCUCCAUUUCCACUCCGACUCGCAUUCAACACGCCCGCAUCCAUGUCUGACGUGUCAUCCCCGCGUCCCGGGAAGGCCGGUGCGUCUGCUGCUGCUGCCGACGAAGGAGCGAGCAAGCCAGUCUACGGCGCCCAGUUCCCGCCACUGCAUCGCGGCGGCCUCGCCGGUGCGACAGGCAGCCAGUCCGGCAAUGGACCCAGCGGCUCAAGCAACGGCUCGCUGGGCGGCUCUGGCUCCGGCUCCGGCUCGGGCACUGGCACUGGGCUGUCCGGCGGCGCAUCGGGCGUCUUUGCGUCUGUGCUGCACGCCGUCAGCGGGGCCACGGCCAGCCUGCGCAGGGGCAACACCAAGCCCGCAGUGCCCUUCGACGACUUCCAGGACGCAGCUUGGAGCGCUGACACGCCCGGAACGCGGACUCCGUCACCCAGCACGACGUUUCCACCAAGCCACGUCAAUGCUGCCGCUCCUGCAUCGCCCGGAGCAGUUCGCAACAACCCGCCGUUCGCGACUGCUAGUGCCGCUGCUGGUGGCUCUGCAGGAGGUAAUGCAUCCACGGGCAGCGCAGCUCCACCGACCCCGAGUUCCUCCUCAGCGUCUGCAGCCGCCAGCAAGCCUCCCUCAAUUCCCUCGACGCCAACUGCGCGAGCGAAUCCCGCGCAGAUCACGAAUCCUGGUAGCAACCAGCCUCAUGCCUCUGGCCCUGCGACGACCGCCUCCGAGUCGGACGGGCGAGGGACCAUCUCACGCCAGCAGUCGAGCGACAGGCCUCCCAUUCCUCAAACGCCAGGCAAGGCUGGAUCUGCUGGAAGUCAGGCAGAGCUGUCGGCCGAGCGAAAGGCCGGGCGCUUGGAAAAGUUCCGUAAAGUGCUGGAGGCACCCAAUGUUGAUUUAGAUGCGCUUAAAAAGCUAAGUUGGUCUGGUAUUCCGAUUGAAGUGCGGCCGACCACCUGGCAGCUCUUAUCGGGCUACUUGCCUGCAAAUAGCGACCGGCGCGCUCAAACUAUCCAACGCAAGCGAGACGAAUAUCGUGGCUUUGUUCAGCUUUACUUUAGCGAGCAAAGCAAAAAGAACAACCAAGCCUUGUAUCGACAGAUUCAUAUCGACAUGCCCCGAACCAAUCCCGAUGUUGUCCUGUUCCAGAGCGAAAAAGUUCAAGAGAUCCUUGAGCGUAUUCUGUAUAUUUGGGCGAUUCGCCACCCUGCCAGUGGCUAUGUCCAGGGCAUGAAUGAUCUCGUUACGCCGUUUUUCACCGUUUUCUUGACGCCACAUGUUGGAGAUGCCGAUGUCGAGAGCUUUGAUAUCUCGUCUCUCCCGCAGGAAGCUCUAGACGUCAUUGAGGCAGAUUGCUUUUGGUGCUUGAACAAGUUCCUUGAUCACAUUCAAGAUUUUUAUACGCUUGCUCAAGUCGGAAUUCAGAAACAAGUCAUGCUUCUGAAGGAAGUUGUGACGAGAGUGGAUGCGCCAUUGAACGACUUUCUUCAGAGCCACGACAUUCAGUACUUGCAGUUCAGCUUCCGUUGGAUGAAUUGUUUACUGAUGCGCGAGCUUCCACACCGUUGCGUUGUCCGGAUGUGGGACACUUAUGUGGCCGAGGGAGAUAACUUUGCGCAGCUCCACCUGUACGUCUGUGCGGCAUUUUUGGUCAAGUUUUCGAAAGACCUUCGUUCCAAGACUGAUUUCCAAGAUGUCAUGCUGUUCCUUCAGUCUCUGCCCACCAACAAUUGGUCCAACGACGAGAUGGAGUUGCUCUUGUCCGAGGCAUUCAUGUGGAAGUCGUUAUUCCACAACGCACAAAGCCAUCUAGCUGCGACGCCUGCCAAAGGAGCCGUACUUCCUCAUGGUGCAGGAAUGCACUAACGUGUGUGUUUCACCAACGCACAGGGGAUUGAUCCUGUCAUUUUUAAUUUCAACACUUUGGAUGUUUUAUUUUUUUGUUCUUUUGUGACGAGAUAAUCAGUUCAGAAA
Molecule: messenger RNA, 2042 nt
Organism: Capsaspora owczarzaki ATCC 30864
Lineage: Eukaryota; Filasterea; Ministeriida; Capsasporidae
Product: TBC1 domain family protein
Exons: 9
Coding region: 120-1934 (604 amino acids)
Biological process (GO): activation of GTPase activity
Molecular function (GO): GTPase activator activity
Source: RefSeq, a predicted model, not a curated record